AGUGGGAAAAAGAAAAAAUCGAAAAAGCGAUCUGAGAAAGCUUCAUUAAAAGCCAAAAUUAAAGAUUUGUCAGCAGAACUUGCUGAAAUCGACAAAGAUUUGCAACAGCAAGAACAAAUUUUAGUAUCUCUGAAAGAAUUAAGAAAUCGAGAACUUGAAAGUAAAGAAAGUUGCGUCGCAUAUUUGCAACGAACUUUAAAGUCUAAGACCGACCAGUGUAUGUCAGUGCAAAAUGAGCUUCAAUUUGCUAAAGAUAUGAAAGAAUUGGUUGAUAUUAGAGCUGCCGAUGCAAGGCGAAAUUUGGAAAAGAAUCGUGAAAUUUCUAAUACUCUAUUUUCGCAACAAAGAUCUGAAUUAACAGGACAGUUAUCUGCUUUAGAAGAAAAGAGACUUCAAAGGAGCAACCAAUUGUCUUAUCUGAAACGCUUAGAGAAUGAUUUGGAAGAGAAGAUAGCCAUGAAUGAAAGAGAAGAAAGAGAGGAAGAAAAACUAAGAGUCAGCAAUUUAUUAGAAAAAAAGAGAACAUUCCAGAAUAUGGUUGAUAAUCUAUGCGCCGAAUCUACGGAAGUUUUUCAACUGACUUUACCGGUCUACGCUAAGAGACAACUGUACGACAAUGUCUGUCUGAGACGUCUUUGCGAUGAAGUAUCAGAAAAUAUCUUAGACGAACAAGAUCGGAACAGACAUCUGACUAAGAUAGAAAAGAUUUUAAAUGUGGAAAAAGAAACUCAGAUCUACACCGAAGAUUUGCUGAAGUCUCAGUUACAUAAGCUCAACUCUGAUUUGGAAUAUCUCGUCGAAAGCGAAGCAAAACUUCGGUUUGUGAACACAUCUGAAGACGAGGCUGAUAUUAAAGAUAAAUAUUUGGAGAUUCGGAAUAUGAUUGGAGAAUUAUGCAGAGUUGAAGAUGAACGUACAGAUCUGUUAAAGAUUUCGAAAGACCAAGAGGAGUAUAAAGUGGUGCUCGAAAAACAAUUGGAAGAAAAGAUAGAUUUAAAUGGUAGAAUGAUGUCAGCCAUUUUGAGAGCAGGUAAAAUAGUACAUUCUAGAAUAAAAGAAGUCGGAGGAAAAUCUGAGUAUGAUUUGGAAUUUCUCAGACAGAUAAGUAUGCUUCUAGAAGAUUUUCUUGACUGAAUUAAAUGGUUAAAGUAGCAAAAUGUUAAGUACGUUCAAGUAAAUUAAUGUAAAUUUCUAUAAUAAAUCUUUAAUGAAAG
Molecule: messenger RNA, 1214 nt
Organism: Parasteatoda tepidariorum (common house spider)
Lineage: Eukaryota; Metazoa; Arthropoda; Arachnida; Araneae; Theridiidae
Source: RefSeq, a predicted model, not a curated record